AUGGAAAAUAAUCAAAUUAUGUUCAUGAGCCAAGACGAUUAAGACUAUUUUUUUAGUGAUGAAGAUGAUUAAAUAUCACAAAUAAUUGAGUAAGAUUCAACAGGCAGAUUUUGUAAGGUAAAAAGAUCAAAUUUAAUUUUAGUAUAAUGAAGAAAUUGGUAAAGGAGCAUAUAAAAGUGUAUUCAGAGGAUAUGAUAAUCAGAGUGGUUGUGAAGUAGCUUGGAAUGUAUUUUAAUUGAAUAGUGUUCCAGAAAGUAACAAUUUUAAUUAGAUAAUAAUUAGAUGAAAGAAGAAGAGUUAGAUAGGAGAUAUCAAUUCUAAGUAGUCUUAAACAUAACAAUAUUAUUAACUUUAUACAUUCAUGGCAUAAUAAAUCAAAAAAAGAAAUUGUUUUCAUAACUGAAAUCAUUAAUGGAGGCUCGUUGAAAAAGUAACAAAUUUUCUAUGUUUAGUUAUUUACGUAGGAUUACUAGGCCAAAGUUAAAGGUGAUAAAAAAUUGGUGUAGAUAGAUACUCCUUGGUUUGGAAUAUUUACACAAAUAAAAUAUCAUACAUAGAGAUUUGAAAUGUGAAAACCUUCUUAUAGACACAAAUAAUAAUGAAUUAAAGAUAGGUGAUUUAGGUCUCUCAAUUUAGUAAUAUAUAAAUAAUAAAUUUAGAUUGUAAUAAUCUUUCACAACUUCUGUUUUGGGCACUCCAGAAUUUAUGGCACCUGAAAUAUAUUAAGAGCAUUAUGAUACAAAAGUGGAUAUCUAUGCUUUUGGAAUGUGUCUAUUAGAGAUGGUUACAGGAGUGAAACCAUUUUGUGAGUGCAAAGGUGGAACAGGCUAAGUGAUCAAGAAAGUAAUUGAAUAGUAGAAACCUCAGUCAAUUGAUGCUAUUCUGAAUGAUAAAAUAAAAGCAAUAAUCUUAGAGUAAAUUGAUUUUUUUUGCAAACCAGAUGCCUAAAACCUCCAGAAGAACGACCUUCUGCAACUUAAUUGUUAUCCACUCACUUUAAUGUUCAAGUUACCGAUAAUGACAAUUUCCCUGUUCCAAUUAAUGACCAAUUUCUAAUGUAAUUAAAGGAUGAUAGUAAAAGUAAUUUAAAUAAAAUUAUAUUAUAAAUAUAGAUUCAUCCAUAUUGAAAUGUAAUUUAUCAAAUAAAAUUAUGUUAACUACUGGUAGUAGUAAAUUUGAAACUAAUUCAGAAAUUAGUAUUCAAAAACAAUCAUAACUUUUAGGAUUAAGAAAGAAAAAUUUAAUAAUUUAAACUGAAGAUGAAACUGAACAAAUAUUUAAUAAAUGUUACAAAGAUUAUAUUGUAAGUUACUUAUAUAUAUUUAUAUAUAUAGCGUUAUAGAAAUGAUGAAUCUUUGAAUGAUCUAGAAUAGAGAUAAGAAAAAGAAUUGUAAUUGUUGAAAUAAUUUCAUUUGCAACAAAAACAAGAAUAUUUGAAAAAGACUUCUAAUAAUGUGAACGUUAAGACAUCAACUUAACCAUUUUAAAGUUCUGGUUUUUUGUCUCCUGGAUCUUAUUAAAAUUUCUUUGAUUUUCAAUAAGAUUCAAUAUAUCCAAAAUAAAUAAUUGAAAGCCCAUGUUUAGAUAAAAAUAGUAAUAAUAGACUGUUGAAGUUGGGAAUGGUAAAUAUAUAUUUCACUAUUAAUUUAGAUAACAGAUAACAGUUCUGGAGUUCAAUAGCAAUUAAGUCAAUGUUAAUAAGUUGGUAUUUAGAAUCAAAUUAUUGUAGAUAAAUAAUUAGAAGUCAAUAAUUGAC
Molecule: messenger RNA, 1756 nt
Organism: Paramecium pentaurelia
Lineage: Eukaryota; Ciliophora; Oligohymenophorea; Peniculida; Parameciidae
Source: the annotation of a GenBank genome assembly